UCUUCCCUUCUGCGUCAUUUAAUCGGAUUCAGUCGAAUUCGCGUUCAACUCGAGUUCCGUAUGUGAACUAUCGUCAACUAUUUAUAUUCCAAUAAUAGUAUUUAAUAACAAAUCGAAGAAUUCAUACGAAGAAAUUUUAAAUAUGGGUCGUUACAGAAGUCGUAGUCGCGAUAGAGACAGGCGACGUAGAUCGCGUACACGCUCGCGGAGUCGUUCACCACGAGAUAGGAGAAGCUGGGGUGGCAGCGGAGGACGCGACAGACCCUCCAGCAGUCGCAGCAGUCGUGGGCAACCUGGUGCGAAUUUAAGGAAACCACGAUGGGAUCUUAGCCGGUUGGAACCCUUCAAGAAGGACUUUUACAUCCCUCAUGACGCAGUUCAAAACCGGGAUCCACGCGUUGUUGAACAAUACAGAGUGGAAAAGGAGAUCACACUAAGGGGUAAAAGUAUACCCAAUCCUGUUUUCGAUUUUGACGAGGCAGGUUUCCCGGAUUAUGUCUUGAAAGAGAUCAAAAGACAAGGUUUUAGCGAACCUACGUCAAUCCAAGCCCAAGGAUGGCCUAUUGCGUUAAGCGGUCGGGAUAUGGUGGGCAUUGCAUCAACAGGGUCUGGGAAAACUUUAUCUUAUAUAUUGCCUGCAAUAGUUCAUAUCAACAGCCAGCCGAAAUUGAGUCGUAAAGACGGACCUGUUGCAUUAGUAUUAGCGCCUACGCGAGAACUCGCCCAGCAAAUUCAACAAGUCGCUGAUGAUUUCGGUCAUUCGUCAGGGAUCAGAAAUACUUGCCUGUAUGGUGGCGCGCCAAAAGGUGCCCAAGCUAGAGAUCUGGAUGGUGGCGUGGAAAUAGUCAUUGCUACCCCUGGUAGACUGCUAGAUUUUCUCGAAUCCGGAAAGACAAAUCUGAAAAGAUGUACAUAUUUGGUGUUAGACGAAGCUGACAGAAUGUUGGACAUGGGAUUUGAGCCUCAAAUUAGGAAGAUUAUAGAACAAAUUAGACCAGACAGACAGACAUUGAUGUGGUCGGCCACGUGGCCUAAAGAAGUGAAAAAUUUAGCUGAAGAUUUCCUUAAAGAUUAUGCUCAAAUCAAUGUUGGUUCUUUGCAACUCGCAGCAAAUCAUAAUAUAUUGCAAAUAAUUGAUGUAUGUCAGGACUAUGAAAAAGAAACUAAAUUAAGUACUCUAUUGAAAGAAAUAAUGGCAGAAACUGAGAAUAAAACCAUAGUAUUUAUCGAAACAAAGCGUAGAGUGGACGAGAUAACGAGGAAAAUGAAACGUGACGGUUGGCCAGCAGUUUGUAUUCAUGGUGACAAGACGCAGCAAGAAAGAGAUUGGGUUUUACAAGAUUUCAGAUCUGGCAAAGCACCAAUCCUUGUUGCUACCGAUGUUGCCGCACGCGGUCUUGACGUUGAAGACGUCAAGUUUGUCAUCAAUUUUGACUACCCCUCCUGUUCUGAGGAUUAUGUCCAUCGUAUUGGUCGUACCGGGCGUCGACAGAAAACCGGCACGGCGUACACCUUCUUCACGCCUAACAACGCCAACAAGGCUAACGAUCUCAUACAAGUAUUGAAGGAGGCAAAUCAAGUAAUAAAUCCAAAAUUAUUGGAACUCGCGGACAACAAGGCCGGUGGUUAUGGUAGACACAGAGGAGGCAGAAAUCGAUGGCGGUCGCGUGGCGGCGGUGGAGGCGCUGGCGGCGGCCGUAAUGGAAAAGAUCGCAGCUACUCGCGAAGUAGAAGUCGAAGUCACAGCAGAGAACGCAACGGCCGUGGCAGUCGGCGAAGCUACAGUCGUAGCUACUCGCGCAGUCGUAGCCCCGUCAGCAACCGUAACGAGGUGAUCGGCAAGAGUUACUGGAGUAGCGAAAGAUGAUCUUCCAGCGGCAGAUAAAGCAUGUAUUACAACGCAGGUAAUUUUUGUUCACACUCGACAAGAAUCUUGUAUGUCGUAAAAAAAAAAAAAAAAAACCGUUGAAAUUGUCGCGUUUCAACGAGACCAUAUGUUUCGCCCGUGAUAAAUUAUUUAUACCGAACUCGUUGGGAUGCGCUAUGAAACGUUACGAAAUGUAUAACUCGAUCUCGGCAAUUUUCAAUAUGGACGCAGCAUUGUGCAUUCCACCGAAUUCGUUGAUUAGAUUUGUCGUGUAAUAUAAUCAACGGUUUACCGACCACGUUUACACAAAUCUCUUAGCUUCAGUAUACUGAUCGUCGCUAUCUUAUAUAAGACAAAUCUGUACGCGGAUAUGCUUGUAGGAACAUUUUAAGUGUAUUUGGACGGUUAAACGAGCCAAACUUCCUCUAAAAUUAACUCACCAGGACCGAACUGAUCCUUUAUCGUAGACUUUUGCAUUUUUAUUCGAAUGAUAUAUGCUGCAAUAAAAAUAUCAUUUUAAUCAAUAAAUGUAAUGAUAUUUUCAUUCGCAUGUUUCGCACGUCGUUAAUAAGAGUGAGAAAGCAAUACAAGAGUACUAAUUAUACAAAAUUUUAGCUGAUUAGAAACAGAAAGACUUGAUUAUUAUAUUUGAUAGGAUUAACUAUGUAACUAAUCUGCAAUAAAAAGGACAGUCAAUUUUAACGGAGUCAAUUUUAGAGGGACUUGAUUGCUAUUUACUCAAUGAUAGAAGGAUGGGAUUGAUAUCUUGAUAUUUUUUACUACCUUUCGCAUCUAAUUUUCCCUUUCAAGUAUUAUCGGCAUACACGAAUUUAGAUAAUACAAAUACAUCACAGUGCAAACUACCAUUUAUAUGUUUUUACAAUACAAUGAUAUUUCUCACGCAUUAGAUUCCAGUAGUUUAAAAAAAAAAAAAAAAAAAUUUAAUUUGAUGUAAGCAAACGGGUAAAUCUAUUUAGUCAUUAUGCGAAACUGAACUUCCAGAGUGUAGCAAUGUUUAGUAUAUAUUUGUAGUUCGUAAUAAAUUAUAGAUGUUUUUAGCGCGCUUAUUUGUAACUCAUCUGUCUGUAUAUUUAGACAAUUGUAACAAAUACUAGGUAAUAAUAAAACUCGAUGUACAGUAUUUCACCAACAUGACAAAAAAAGAAAUAAAUUCAUAAUGUCUACAGUA
Messenger RNA from Linepithema humile (Argentine ant), 3056 nucleotides. RefSeq names its product probable ATP-dependent RNA helicase DDX17. The record is from RefSeq and is a predicted model, not a curated record. Gene Ontology annotation, cellular component: cytoplasm; ribonucleoprotein complex; nucleus. Gene Ontology annotation, molecular function: RNA helicase activity; RNA binding; ATP binding. NCBI's taxonomy places the organism in Eukaryota, Metazoa, Arthropoda, Insecta, Hymenoptera, Formicidae.